AUGCAGCUUAGUCUUUCAUCUUUUUACCUCUGGGUAGCUGUGUUUUCUGCCUUUUCUAUCCUUGCUGCAGCAGACGGUGUUGAAACAAAUGGACAAAAUCCCAUUACAUAUCCACUCCUCGGAGAUUUAGUUGAUGCAGGAAACCCAGUCACGAUAACAUGGAAGCCUACAACGUCGGGAACCAUCACACUACAUAUCCUCAAGGGUCCUCCAGAUAACCUCUCAGAUCUUGGCGCUAUUGUCGUGGCUGCUCCGAAUUCGGGAUCUUACACAUGGACCGUCCCAAGCGACUACGAGGAUUCUUCAAAAAUGCCCGUGGGUGAUAAAUAUGGUAUUCAAAUAAUAGAUGAUUUGACGGGGACAUACGAAUACAGUCCUCCAUUUGAUAUGUCUGUACCUGCUCCAGUUACAAGCUCAACUUCAAAGUCGCCAGAAACUACGACUGCAACAUCCCAGCCAGCUGCAGAGACCUCAACAACCUUGCCAGGCAAAGAUACUACUACGCCCACCUCAGUCUUUUCGGAAACUCCCACUGGGAUAAGCAAUGCAAAAGAGGCAAAAGGCGUCGCAGGGGGCGAAGACCCCGCUGCCAUUACUUCAGCAUCUCAAUCGACAGCUUCAACGUCUUCCCUCUUAAAUAGUGAUAAAGAUCUUACAGCUGUUCCUGACCUGGGUUUGAUCUUUGGGGCAGCCAGUGCUGGUGUUGGGGGUCUUAUAAUAAUUAUCGUCAUCGCAGCUGUAUGGGCCCGUGUCCGCAGUGAUAAGAAGAAAGCAGAUUACUAUGGCAAAUCUUUCCGAGACCGACGAUCGGCCUUCGAUUCGCCAUCUACCCGGCAUUCCCGGUCAUCAUCCAGUUCCUCUUUCGGUGACCGUCGGGCGUCGCAACUAUUUAACUAUCCCCGUCUUCAGCGUCUCCUUUCUUCGCGCACAUUGAACCGUGGUCCGUCUACACGCUUGAGACGAGGUCUCUCCUCGCGCGGUGCUCAUCAUGGGCGAUCUUCACCACCACCGCCAAUCCCGAUGAUGCCGACAAUUAAACUCAAAAACCCCCCUCCCCCUCUUCGAGGGCCCCUCCAAGUCGUCAAUCGUCAUACGAUGCAUUCAAUCCCAGAUUCGCCUCCGCCACCAUUGACACCCUUGCCAAUAGCAAUGACCAGAGGUCCUCCAGAGCCUCUAAACCUUGGAUUACAAACCCAUCAGCCUUAUAAGCCAAGGGUGUAUACACCCAUAAGAUCUGGGUUCGAGGAUCUUCCAUUAUAG
Molecule: messenger RNA, 1260 nt
Organism: Morchella sextelata
Lineage: Eukaryota; Fungi; Ascomycota; Pezizomycetes; Pezizales; Morchellaceae
Exons: 3
Coding region: 1-1260 (419 amino acids)
Source: RefSeq, a predicted model, not a curated record